Messenger RNA from Lutzomyia longipalpis, 1011 nucleotides. RefSeq names its product farnesol dehydrogenase-like. Bases 87 to 839 code for a protein of 250 amino acids. The record is from RefSeq and is a predicted model, not a curated record. NCBI's taxonomy places the organism in Eukaryota, Metazoa, Arthropoda, Insecta, Diptera, Psychodidae. Gene Ontology annotation, molecular function: oxidoreductase activity. The transcript has 2 exons.
GAUCGAGAGAUGAUUUUGGUCAGUUGGUUUCGUACUUCCAAGUCGUUCGGGUGCUUAAAAAUUUUAUAAAUUUCCUCCUUGCAACCAUGGAUCAGUGGAGCGGUCGUCUAGCAAUUGUAACUGGUGCCUCAUCAGGAAUUGGCGCAGCAAUUACGAUUGAUCUCGUGAAAGCGGGAAUGGUCGUUGUGGGUUUGGCGCGGAGAGUUGAACGAAUUGAAGCCCUACAGAAUGCCCUUCCAGCAGACGUCCGGAUGAACUUGCACGCCCUUAAGUGCGAUGUUACCAAUGAAAAGGAAAUUAUUGAUGUCUUCGGGAGGAUCGACGCCCAAUUCGGCGGCAUUGAUGUCCUCGUCAAUAAUGCCGGAGUUCUCCGCUAUACUUCCCUCAUUGAGCCCAACAAUACAACACCAAUUCGUGAGGUGAUGGAGACGAAUGUAAUGGGGCUCAUUUUCUGCACACGAGAAGCCUUCAAGUCCAUGCAGAAGCACAAGAGGAAUGCGCAUGUUAUUCACAUGAAUAGCAUCAUUGGGCACAAGGUGUACUGCAACGUCGAGCAGCCCUCAAUCAAUAUCUACCCAGCGAGCAAGUAUGCAGUUACGGCAAUUACGGAAGUACAUCGCCAGGAAUUCAUCAGGAGUAAGUGCCCCAUUAAAGUGACUUCGGUGAGUCCUGGCCUCGUGAAGACUGAAAUUUUCCAAUCGGAAAAUAAGGAUAUCUUCAAGGAGCUCCCCUGCUUGGAACCUGAAGAUGUUUCCGCAAGUAUUCUGCACAUUUUGGGAACACCACCUCGUGUGCAAAUCCACGAGAUGCUCAUCAAGCCCUUUGGGGAGCCAUACUAAAAGUGAAACCAACUCAAAAGUCUGCCGUAAAAAUUAUCUGUGAAUUAUUUGUUUUUAUGCAUGUGUUGAUUAAUUAUAUAUUUGUUAUACCAUUUGAUCGCAAUUUCGAAAGAUUCUCGGUUAAAAUUUAUAAAAGAAAAACGUAAGUAAUAAAAUGUACAUUUAAAAGAGA